This is a messenger RNA of Metschnikowia bicuspidata var. bicuspidata NRRL YB-4993, 1031 nucleotides long. Its product is annotated as mitochondrial 37S ribosomal protein mS42. The coding region runs from base 215 to 1000 and encodes 261 amino acids. The transcript has a single exon. Gene Ontology annotation, biological process: superoxide metabolic process. The record is from RefSeq and is a predicted model, not a curated record. Gene Ontology annotation, molecular function: metal ion binding; superoxide dismutase activity. Lineage: Eukaryota; Fungi; Ascomycota; Pichiomycetes; Serinales; Metschnikowiaceae.
GCACCCAAACCCCCCAGCACGAACGUGCCGCCACGUUUGGGGCCUGUCCCCAAUGUUUUCGCAGCCUGGCCUUCCUGGCACCGUUUUUCGCAGCUGGUUCCGCGAUCGCCUCCGUGCACACUGCACCAACUGGAAAAAAACGCCAGGUUAGACAAAAAAAAAAGCCUGGCUUGUUUCCGUAGAUCACACCAACUACACCCGCAAACACGAAAGCAUGUUUUCCAGAGCUAUCAGGCACACGGCGAGCAUUUCCAAGAACCAGCACGUGGCCGCGGUGCGCAUGUUGCACGAAGUGCCCGUGUUGAAGAACCACGAGACAUUCGCCAAGAACGGCAUCCAAGGUUUAUACUCGGCAGAAGGAUAUGCCACCGCAUGGUCAGAUUACCAGAAAUUGCUCACGACAAGCCUCACAUUGAAUACUGUGGGAACCAGGCACGAGGGCCGCUCCGCGUUCCAGUUGUUGUUGCUGACGGCAAAGAGAACCACGGACCAGCACAUUUUCCACUAUGCGUCGCAGGCCCACAACAACCACAUGUUCUUCGAGCAGCUCGCGGACAAGGAGCACGCGGCUUCCACAAGACCGUCCCGGUUUUUGCUCGAGAGAAUCGCCGGGGGCUCGUCCUUGGACUCGCUCAAAACAGAAAUCAUCCGCUUGGCCGAGUCGGCGGAGGGCCAGGGCUGGGUCUUCUUGGUGGAGGACCCCGACAAGUCGUUCAGACUCUUGAAGUGCAACAACGACGGCACGCCAUACUACCACGGCAAGAACCAGAGCCUCGACUUGAACGCCAACAUCGACCCGCAAAGUUUCGAGGAAUUGACGCAGAUAAAGCAGAAGGGCGACAACGCCGAAUUGGACUUCACGCUCCCCGUGUUGGCCAUCAACUUCUGGGACGUGGCGUUCGUCACCGACUACGGAAUCACCGGCAAGCGCGAGUACUUGGAGAGGGUGCUUGACCACAUCAACUGGGACGUCAUCAACAAGAGAAUGUUCCAGGUGUAAAUAAUGUAUAUAGCCCCGGGCGCAGCCCAGU